CAGUAGCGGGGAAAGUCUUCACGAACUGCACGAGAUCGGGUCGUGCGUUUCACGGUUGCGAACCCAACUGCGCCGGACACGACGGUUAGUGCAAAAACAUCACUGGUGCCGGCAAGCCCGCGGGAGCACACACCUUCGCCGAUCCGGGGAAUAUUCCACCUCGAUGUUACUCAACAUUUGGUGCCGGCUGCCAGCACUACGGUCCUGCGUGAACGCGAAUCUCAUCUGCCAAAUCAGUUUAACGGUACCUCCUAAGCAACCACACUUCCGACACUUUUUAGCAGCCAAAGCAUUUUCGCAUCUCACCAAGAUGGUUAAGCAAGGACCACGGCCGCUUGUGAUCUGCGGCCCAUCGGGUUCCGGCAAGAGCACCCUGCUGAAGAAGCUGUUCAAGGAGUUUCCCGAUACGUUCGGGUUUAGUGUCUCACACACCACACGCAAACCGCGGCCCGGAGAGGAAAAUGGCAUCCACUACCACUUUGUGUCGGUCGAAGAAAUGCAGGGCGCGAUCGAAAAUGGUGAAUUCAUCGAGACGGCCGUUUUCAGUGGCAACAUGUACGGCACCAGCAAAAAGGCAGUUGAAAAUGUGCAACAUCAGGGGAAGGUAUGCGUUCUGGACAUUGAGAUCGAAGGGGUGAAACAGAUUCGCAACUCGGAUCGGUUAAAUCCACUGCUAGUGUUUGUUAAUCCGCCAUCGGUCGAUGAACUGGAACGUCGACUCCGCGGACGCAAGACGGAGACGGAGGAAAGCCUUCAGAAGCGCCUCAACACGGCUCGCAUUGAGAUUGAAUAUGGAACUACAGCCGGAAACUUUCAUGUGGUCAUCCAGAAUAACAAUUUGAAACAGGCGUAUGAUGAUUUGCGCGGUUUUAUCGUCCGCGAGCUUGAAACCCAACAGAACCAAGGUAUCAAUGUUAGUUUGAAGCGUGUGUAUGAUGAGUGAACAGAUUUUAUGCGUCCCGCUGACCCAACUCUACUUAUGCUGACGAAUCCCAUUCCCAUCCUUCGUAACCGACGAAACGAUGCCUGUAUUGUUUGUGUGUAAUCUGCCAUUCCCCGACACAGUUCUACCGAAUGCAGUAGGACGAAUCGUAGAAACAACAUAAAAUCACUAAUAGUAUCGUAGCGGCCAAACACGAGAGGGGGCGACCAUAGGGUGAAACAGCCAUUUACUGGUACCCGCAUCUUUAGGGCCGAUUGUAACACACGUUUUCUCUUCGACUCUUAUUCUUUAACGAUGAAUCUAUCCACUGCGCCUUUGCAAUCAAGAACAAACUGCAAACACUGCAUUUUGAAGAUGGUACUCAUUUCGAGAAUGGUGCAAAUCAAAACCCACCUGAAAAUGGGAGUACAAUGUUUUCACAUCGGAUCGGAAUCAUCGGAUACAGCUUGUAAAGGAGCCGGUUAAGGUUUUUUCGAUAAGUGUUUACCAUUUACGUUCCAUACUCGAUGCAUUCUAUCUUACUCCGCGUAAGUUUUGGUAAACUUUUUUACAAUCGGAGCAAAGGAUCGUUAUUUUUAUACCUCAAUCUAUAAUUAAGAUUAAGAUUGAUUAAUUAAGAACAAAAUUGCGUACAAUAAUGCUGCGCUUCAAGUGUUACCGACCUGCCAGGGAGCGGAUGGAGCGUUUUGUAUUGUGGAAAAGAAACCCGUAUGCCAACGAUAGAGAGUAUGGAGCUAUGUGUUUAAGAAACAAUGAGGACAAUAUUCGAUACAUUCCAGUGUUACGGGCCGGUACAUUUGUGAAACAAAUAUUUUUUCCAAACAUCUGAUUACAUUAAUUAAACGUACGGAACAACGGUGAGCGCAGCAAACGUUCAACAAUAUUAAUUGAAUCAUAUCUAAGAACUUCAUAAAAUUCUCGUCAAAUUAAAAGCUAUUGGAGCUAGAUUCUAACAAGAUCGACGAUAAAACCGAACCCAUUAACCCACUUCGUUCGUUGACGGUUUGACGGUUCAAUGCCAAGCGAACACGCGAAUGAUAAUCGAAAUGCUAACGUGCGAUUGAGUGUUUAGUUUGUCUUUUAACUAAAUGAUCCCUUCCCGUGUGUUUGCAUGAUUUAACCGAAGGAUUGAUUGCUUGCUUGUUGGCCUGUUGUCGAAGAAAGUGAAUUGUACUAAUCAUGCAUUUGCAUAAACGGUUCAUUUGUGGAAUUGGCUAAUGGCGUGCUGCUAAUUGUUGUUUGUUUUGGCUUCGAACGUGUCCCUCUACUUAGCCCCCGGGGAGAGAUGAUAUUAAUUAGACCGUUAUUCUAAUUUGCUCCAUUUAGAUGUCUUUUUUGUAACCUCUUUGGUGAGCAGUUACAAAACGUUCGAAGUUUAGAUUCGAAGCAUCAGGCGGACGGGCCAACAAAGGGUUGGCUUCCGGGCGUGUUUCGCCUGCAAUUGACAUUUCCUGUGGCGGGGUUUUUCCCGUCAGCAUCACACCGUCAUCAGCCCCCAUUUCGGGAGCGGAAGAGUGCGUUUCGAUCGCGACAAUGUUCAGGGGUCGUUUAGAGCCUCUAACUGUUGCUUUCGGAACUGGCAUCCGUUAGUUCACCAGCAAGGUGCAAGGAGCAUGAAUGAAUUCCAGAACCCAAAAGUCGCUGACACCUCACAUCCGCCUUCUGCCUUGCCUGGCGCGCUCCCAACAAGUCUGCCAAUCCCCACAGCCUCUUGUAAAGGAUAGAUGAUGAUCUAUCCUUGAUCUCUUAUCCUUCAUCAACGCUGUGCAAUGCUUUUUAAUUCGUUUUCGUUACUGUAUUUUGUGUAAUUUUGCAACUUCCACCUUCUUUCCUAGUAAGCAAAAGCAAUUUAUUUAAGGCAAUAAAGUCUUUGUUAGGUUUAGAGUAGAAUUGCUACUGAACGACAGCUCUGCACGGCCAAAACAAUGGAUGCGAAUAUUAAAAGAAUGGAAAACAAGCGAGGAUUUACACUGUUAGGACCUGAAAAGAUCGCCCACACAUACACCAGAUUUGAACAGAUUUAUGAAGGAGAGCAAGGAAAAAGAUAAGGUUAUUAAUGUUCGCAGAUUUUUGGUGUUUAUGCUAGUUGUUAGUUGAGAAAAACAAACUCUAUUAACUAUUAACACUAAAUAAAAUCACCAUGAAAUUAUAGUAGUAUACCGCAAAUAAGAG
Messenger RNA from Anopheles bellator, 3115 nucleotides. RefSeq lists its product as uncharacterized. Gene Ontology annotation, biological process: purine nucleotide metabolic process. Gene Ontology annotation, molecular function: GMP kinase activity. Bases 164 to 943 code for a protein of 259 amino acids. The transcript has 5 exons. NCBI's taxonomy places the organism in Eukaryota, Metazoa, Arthropoda, Insecta, Diptera, Culicidae. The record is from RefSeq and is a predicted model, not a curated record. Gene Ontology annotation, cellular component: cytosol.